This is a messenger RNA of Seminavis robusta, 1711 nucleotides long. NCBI's taxonomy places the organism in Eukaryota, Bacillariophyta, Bacillariophyceae, Naviculales, Naviculaceae. The record is from the annotation of a GenBank genome assembly.
AUGUCUACCUCUGGAAGCAUCAAGAGCGAACAACCUGAUGAUACCCAAAACACUUUCUCUGAUGUUGACAUUGAGAGAGGUGCUAACCCAGUUGUUGCGCCCAAGAGGACAAAGAAAUUCAUCAUAUUAAUUGCAAGCGUUGCGGCCCUUGGAGGUCUCAUUUUUGGAUUUGAUAUCGCAGGGGCAGGUGCAACAUUCGUCAUGGAUGGUUUUCAGUAUCACUUCAACUGGAAGUGUGCUCACGACGACAUCGGUUGCGUUGGUGCUUCGCAAGGCACCAUGGACCGCGACAAGGGCCUCAUCAAUGGUCUAUUUGGUAUUGGAGCUGCCAUUGGAGCUCUCCUCAACUCGAGAUUGGCGGAACAGUUUGGGCGUCGGAUUACUCUUGGCUUGUCGGCUCUCGUGUUCAUCUUCGGCGCUAGCAUUCAAGCGUGGGCUCCUGUAAUGGAGGUCAUGUGGGCUGGUCGCAUCUUCUCUGGUAUGGGCAUUGGCAUGCUCAGCAUGUGUUCCCCCGUAUACAUUGGCGAGUGUGCCCCCGAGCACAUUCGUGGUGCCCUUGGAACUCUUUGGCAACUUGCCAUCACCAUCGGCAUUGUCCUUGCAUCUGCAAUGAAUAUUGGACUUGCCAAAUUGGACUAUGGGUGGAGGAUCUCCUAUGGAGGCAACAUCUUAUUUGCUGUGAUUUUGAUCCUAUGCCUUGCUUUCAUGCCCGAGUCUCCUCGUUGGCUAGCAGCUCAUGGUACUGAGGAGCAAGUCAAGGAAUCACUCUCCAAGAUGCGAUUUGAAGAUGAAAUUGACUCGGAAGUUGAAAAGCUGCAACAUGAAGUUGAAGAGGAGCGAAAGCUUGGACAGGCUCCAUGGAGUGAGGUCUUCUCCAACAAGAACUUGAUGCGCCGUCGUGUCAUCCUCGGAUUCGUCUUGUUUGCCUUUCAGCAACUUUGUGGAAUCAACGCAGUCAUGUUCUAUGCCCCUGACAUCUUGAAUACUUUCUUCACUGAAAGCCAGGCCAUCAUGGGUACUCUUGUUCUCAACACCAUCAACUGUCUCUCUACCUUCAUCACUGUUGCAACUGUGGACCGCUUUGGCCGCACCAAGCUCUUGACUCUCGGAGGAAUGCUCAUGUUCCCAUGCCUUGUUGCCUGCGGAAUCCUCUCUGUUGUGGAACAAACCCAGGGCGUUGGAUAUGCUGUCCUGGUCUUUGCCGCCAUCUACAUUAUUGGCUUUGCCUUCAGCUGGGGUCCUGUCCUCUGGAUUGUCAUUCCUGAGAUGUUCCCCUACCGCACCCGUGGCAAGGCUGUUGGUAUCUGUGUGAUGUCCAACUGGAUCUUUACCACCUUGGUUGGUGCUGUUUUCCCCGUAGCUUCCACUGCUUCUUUGGGAGCCUGCUUCUUUUUCUUUGCGGGCGCCAUCUUCGUUGCUGUUGGUGUUGUCUACUUUUUCCAGGUCGAAACCGCCGAAAAGACUUCUGAGGAGAUUGACCAGGCCUAUGAAAACCACACGCCCGCUCUCAAGCGCAAGGAUUGGUAAAUUUGGAGAAAAUGUGAGCUAAGCUAGCUACAGGUGAGCUCUUGGUCAGGCAGCUGCUAUUGCCGACACAAGAAGACCGAAAGGGCAAUCUUGAUCAUUGCUUUUUGUGUUACAUGAUUGGUGGAAGUUUCAAAAUAGUGUAGAACUUUAGAAGAUAAGCUAAAACAAAAAAGUCAGUACAGUC